Nannospalax galili (Upper Galilee mountains blind mole rat) is the source of this 4525-nucleotide messenger RNA. It is a transcript of the gene Sgpl1, whose product is annotated as sphingosine-1-phosphate lyase 1. Lineage: Eukaryota; Metazoa; Chordata; Mammalia; Rodentia; Spalacidae. Gene Ontology annotation, biological process: carboxylic acid metabolic process; sphingolipid catabolic process. Gene Ontology annotation, molecular function: sphinganine-1-phosphate aldolase activity; pyridoxal phosphate binding. The record is from RefSeq and is a predicted model, not a curated record. Gene Ontology annotation, cellular component: endoplasmic reticulum. The transcript is spliced from 15 exons. Bases 152 to 1858 code for a protein of 568 amino acids.
AGCCUGGCCUUGUGCCCCAGGGUCAGUAGUGCGCCUGGGAGAGACUUGGGUGGAGGCGCUGCGGCGAGGCCGUAGAAGGAGCGGGAAGGAAGGAAGGAGCGGGCGUCCUGAGGAGAGGACAUCGGAGGAUCCUGGGAGGCAGGAGAGGAAGAUGCCAACUUCCGACCUUCUCACACUGAAGGCCUUUGAGCCUUACUUGGAGAUUUUGGAAGCAUACUCCACAAAAGCCAAGAAUUACGUGAAUGGGUAUUGCACCAAAUAUGAGCCCUGGCAGCUGAUUGCAUGGAGUGUCUUGUGUACUCUGCUGAUAGUCUGGGUGUACGAACUUAUCUUCCAGCCAGAGAGUUUAUGGUCAAGGUUUAAAAAGAAGUUAUUUAAGCUCAUAAGGAAGAUGCCAUUUAUUGGACGCAUGAUCCAAGACAAGUUGAACCAGACCAAGAAGGAUGUGAUCAAGAAUAUGCCAUUCCUGAAAAUAGACAAAGAGUAUGUGAAAACUCUGCCUGCCCAGGGUCUGAGUACAGCUGCAGUUCUGGAGAGGCUGAAGGAGUACAGCUCCAUGGAUGUUUUCUGGCAAGAAGGAAAAGCCUCAGGGGCUGUGUACAAUGGGGAACAGAAGCUCACAGAGCUGCUGGUGCAGGCUUAUGGCGAUUUUGCAUGGAGCAAUCCGCUGCAUCCAGAUAUCUUCCCUGGACUACGGAAGUUAGAGGCAGAAAUUGUAAGGAUGACUUGUUCUCUCUUCAAUGGGGGACCAGAUUCCUGUGGAUGUGUGACUUCUGGGGGGACAGAAAGCAUCCUGAUGGCCUGUAAAGCUUAUCGGGAUAUGGCUUUAGAGAAGGGGAUCAAAACUCCAGAAAUUGUGGCUCCCGAGAGUGCCCAUGCCGCAUUUGACAAAGCAGCCCAUUAUUUUGGAAUGAAGAUUGUGCGUGUUGCACAGAACAAGAACAUGGAAGUGAAUGUUCGGGCGAUGAAAAGAGCUAUUUCCAGGAACACAGCCAUGCUGGUCUGUUCUGCCCCACAGUUUCCUCAUGGUGUGAUAGAUCCUAUCCCUGAAGUGGCCAAGCUGGCUGUCAAAUAUAAAAUCCCUCUUCAUGUGGAUGCUUGUUUGGGGGGCUUCCUUAUUGUCUUCAUGGAGAAAGCAGGAUAUCCACUGGAGAAACCAUUUGAUUUCCGGGUGAAAGGUGUGACGAGCAUUUCAGCUGAUACCCAUAAGUAUGGCUAUGCCCCAAAAGGCUCAUCAGUGGUGUUGUACUGUGACCAGAAAUACAGGCGCUACCAGUUCUUCAUAGGCACAGAUUGGCAGGGUGGUAUCUACGCAUCUCCAAGCAUGGCAGGCUCACGGCCUGGUGGCAUCAUUGCGGCCUGUUGGGCCACCUUGAUGCACUUUGGUGAGAACGGCUAUGUUGAAGCUACCAAACAGAUCAUCAAAACUGCUCGCUUCCUCAAGUCAGAACUGGAAAGCAUCAAAGGCAUCUUCAUUUUUGGGGAUCCUCAGUUGUCAGUUAUUGCUCUGGGCUCCCAUGAUUUUGAUAUCUACCGACUCUCUAACAUGAUGGCUGCUAAGGGGUGGAAUUUUAACUGUUUGCAGUUCCCACGAAGUGUGCAUUUCUGCAUCACAUUGGUACAUACCCGGAAGCGAGUAGCAAUCCAAUUCUUAAAGGACAUCCGGGAAUCAGUCACACAAAUCAUGAAGAAUUCUAAAGCCAAGACCACAGGAAUGGGUGCCAUCUAUGGCAUGGCCCAGACAACCAUUGACAGGAGUAUGGUUGCAGAAAUAUCCUCGGUCUUCUUGGAUAGCCUGUAUAGUACGGAUACUGUGACUCAGGGCAGCCAGAUGAAUGGUUCUCCAAAGCCCCGCUGAGCGUGGACCCUUGCUAGUUCCAUGGACUUCCAGCCUUCAGAUCUCGGUAUUUGGAACUGGCCGUGCACGAUUGACAUCUGGACCUGCUCCACAGAGCACAAUAUGAUAGACCAUAAGAUAGCUUCAGCCUCAGGACUCCUGUUCCUCCUUUUGUGGCUUUUAAUUUGAAGUCCCCUGAAGGAUAAUGAAUUGCCCUGGUUAUGAAUGUCACCCUAAGAAUUGUUUUAACCAUGUUCUUCUCUAACUUCUUUAGCACUCAUCUUCACUUAAUCAUUGUGUGGCAAGCUCUGAUUGAUCCUGAUUUCUGAGGGGGAAGUGUGAGAUAGCAAGAGGGGUUCUCUGCUACCUUAGGUGGAUGCUGCCAGACGGGAGGCAUUUAUGAAUUGUGUUCCCCAGAUGGGUAUUAUGUGUAUCCCAAGCAAGAGGCCAUUUCAGCCUGUACUUCAGGGGGUGUUGUUUAUCUCUCAGAAUCACUUUCAUUGCAGCUUGUUUUAUUUUUCAGGACACAGGUUGACCAGAUCAUUGUCCCCUUUUUUGCAUAACUGGAGCAUAUCCUCUUGGCAGGGUUUGGAGUGCUCCCUGUCUUGGGUGCUUAACUGUGGUUGCCACUGUCUUUGGAGAUGCCCGUUUGCAGUGGCUCCCACUGAUUUCUUCCUGUUUCUGAAGAGCAGGAAGAGAAUGUGUUCCAGAGAAUUUAGGACUUUGUGGCAGUGGUGCUGCCUCUCUGAAGUGGCAGUCAUCAGCUCAGACCUAAGCCCUCUCCUGGAGCAGAUGAGUAGAAACCAAACCCUUUUUCCAUACCUUCUUGAAUAGCAGCAUAGAUGAAAACCCAUAUGCACAUAUGGGUGGUGGUCCUCCCCUUCCCAUUGCCUUAAGCCAUCAUGUAAUGAGAAUAUAUUUGCCUGAUGGAAAUGCUCCACAAGUGUCCUUGACUUGCCCUCAGUGGAUGUGAAGAGGUGCAGGACACUUUCCCAUCAAUGUGUUCUUCCUGCCUCUUCCCCUUUUUUCAGCUUCCAAAGGUACGAUGACAUUUUAGCUUUAGGUACUGGAUGUUCCUCAGCCCUGGCUUUAAGGGAACAGCAUAGGAUAAGAGAGGUAUUUUAGAGUAAGAAGUCCUGGCCACAGCCAUUACACCUGGGGCCUGGGAUUCCUUUGGAAAAUUAGUUGCUCAGGGUAGUGCAGGGACAAGACCAAACCCUCUGUCCACUUCCUGUUUGCUUCUCCCUUUUGGGAGUUCCAGAUCUAGGCUGAGCUAUGGUCCUACUCUGAUGAUAUACCAUGUGCCUUUCUCUGCAACAGUGUAUAGUGUGCAUAUUCCUGACCGAGGCCCCAGUGGAAGUGGACCAGUCUUUGAGGUGUCUCUGUUUAUAGGAAAGAACUUGGGACAACAGGCUGUGUUCCCUUCCCUUCUCAGGGACUCCUGAGUAUACAGCCCCUUGCGCUACUAUUCUCCAGCCGUGCUCAUUGGGAAUGCUGGCUGGGAGAGCCAAACUACUGGGCUUUCCUCACUAUCCCCGGAAAGUGUUCUUUAACACUCUCUUGACCCUGUAACUGACUAGCUGGCCCAUGUCAUUGCAGGGCAGAUAUGGGGAAUGUGUGUUCACUUCCUGUUUGCUCUGUAGUAUGUUGUGGGGCUCAGGGGUACUUGGUGGUGGUGUAUGUCACAGAGAGGUAGAGUUCUUGAGCUCAUGCACUUCAGAGGCUGACCUGACCAGCACCUCUUUAAGAGUAGUUGUUCAGUGUCGUCUCUGGUUCUCCAGUGCAUCACAUUGAGGAGGCCCAGGGACCCAGAGCCACUUAACAGACACCACUGUGACAGCAGUGGCUAAAAUGGAGAAGCUGAUCCUCUAUAGUCUCCUCAGGACCAGACUCCUGAGCCACUCCCUUCCUUUGUGCUGUGACAGCACUGGUGCCAGGGGUGAUGGUGUUUUUCAAAGGGACCUACUGUAGCCACUUUAAUUUAUAACUAGGAACCUUAGUGUGACUUAACAUUUUAUAGGCUUUCAUUUUGUGUGUGUUUGCCUGUGUGCAUGUUGUACCUAGCCUGUGGCAGGAGUGGGUAGGUUGUCCUCAUGGUAUCAUGUGACUAGCAGGUACCACAUUGGCUUCUGCGAACACUGCACUGUCUUAUCUCUGCAUUAGAAGUAGGGUAGUCCUGUGAAUAUACUGCCAUAUCACUUUUAAUAUUACCAGUUUUAUACUUGGAAAAUGGUACUUGCCUCUCUUUAAUCUGUUUUGUCUUCUAACUUCUCUGCUGUCUCCAUGUCCCCAUCCUAACUGCAAUAAGUUUUCAAAAGCAAUUGGAUAAUUAAAUGUCCCAAACUGUAAUCACUGGAUGGUUGCAUUCAUUUGUUUACUUGGUACACAGAGAUCACAAAUACAGUCAGAGCAGUGUCUGAAUGUGUGACUGGUGAGCAAUUGCCUCCAUUGGUGAAGUUGUGUGUGACCCUGACACAACACCAGCAGUAGUAUCCCUCAUUCCCAGGCACUUAAGCAGGUAUCUCUCUGCACUAGGAGCUAUGACCAGUUCUUUUCAGGGGUGGGGUCUUGAGUCCUGGUCCUUAGUUUGUAGAGCCUGGGCCCUGACCACCUCCUCAUCCUCUUCUGCCUGAACAUACUGAAGGAUUGAGUUACCUAGGUGAUUGCUCUCCAAGUGGAUGUGUGACU